This is a messenger RNA of Lycium ferocissimum, 1446 nucleotides long. RefSeq lists its product as uncharacterized. Bases 146 to 1057 code for a protein of 303 amino acids. Gene Ontology annotation, molecular function: RNA binding. Gene Ontology annotation, biological process: DNA-templated transcription termination; regulation of DNA-templated transcription. Gene Ontology annotation, cellular component: chloroplast. The record is from RefSeq and is a predicted model, not a curated record. The transcript is spliced from 7 exons. NCBI's taxonomy places the organism in Eukaryota, Viridiplantae, Streptophyta, Magnoliopsida, Solanales, Solanaceae.
GGGCCAAAAAAGGAAAAACACCAUACAGCUUGCUUCUAAUAUCACAGUGAAUUAGUAUGUACAUGGCUGCACCUUUAUCCAUAACCAAUUGAACAUCCUCAACAACAUCAUAAUACCUCAAAACCCACAAUCAAAGUACCCAGAAAUGGAGGCAGCUUCAGUGCUUAGCUCCUCUUCUACUUCUUCUUUUUCACUUUCAAAUAUGCUCUUAUCUUCUUCCUAUAAUACCUCAAAACCCCAAGUGAGGUUUAUCUUCUUGAAUUCUUUAUCAAAAUGCAUUUCUUCUUCUGGUUCUUCUCGUUUGCUCUUUUCUUCCCACCACCACAGUAACAGCGUUGGAAGAUUCUCUCUGCUUCAGCCUUCAGCUCUUACAACAGUUGAAGAACAAUCAUCCACAGAUACAUUUUCAGUUCAGCCAAAAAUUGACAAGAGUGGCAGAUUCUGUAGUCCUAGAGCUGCCCGAGAACUAGCUCUGAUGACAAUAUAUGCGGCGUGUUUGGAAGGGUCAGACCCGAUUCGCCUUUUUGAGAAACGGUUGAACAUUAGAAGAGAACUGGGAUAUGAAUUUGAUAAGGAGAUUUUAGUGAAGUACAAUCACAUGAGCUUUGGAGGGCCCCCUGUGAAAACUGAGACGGUUGAAGAAGCUGAUGAACUUCUGCAGAUUGAUGAAAAUGAUUCUGAAAUAGAAGCUGAAGUUCUCUCUGCUCCACCAAAGUUGGUAUACAGCAAACUUAUUUUGCGUUUCACACGGAAACUUUUGGUGGCAGUCGAAGAAAAGUGGGAUAGUCACGUGCUUGCAAUAAAUAAAGUUGCACCCGCUAAUUGGAAGAAUGAGCCUGCAGGCAGGAUCCUGGAGCUUUCAAUUCUUCAUUUAGCAAUGUCUGAAAUAUCAGUAUUAGGAACACGGCACCAAAUAGUCAUCAAUGAGGCUGUUGACCUUGCGAAACGAUUCUGUGAUGGGGCAGCACCCCGCAUUGUCAAUGGCUGCCUCCGGACAUUUGUAAGGGAUCUUGAAAUAGCAAAGGAUACCCGAGUUAACCAAUCAUUGUUUACUUGACGCGUCCAAGAUAAAAGAUUUGAUGAAUACUCAAAACAGUUAUAUCUUCAACAUACCUGAGACACACUUUCGGGGCAUUCCUUGCAAAGCCUGGAGAAGAGAUCAGCAGUGCCUUGAGAUCCAGCUCCCAGGACAAAUUUGUGCUCUCAUCCAAUAUAAGGAAGAACUGUAUAUCAAGAUGUUAACAUUGCCAAUUGUCAAAUGUAUGGUUAAUAUUAUCAUGUUCAUGAUGUAAGCAAUGUAUAUUGUAUCGCCUUAUUCAUUCUGCAGUCUCUGUAUUUCGGUAUACCGAAUUUUUAAAGGCUUUAAGCCUGACAUGGAAUUUGAGUUUGUAAUAGCUUUUUAAAGAGCCAAUAUAUGUGGCUGGUUUAUGGUUUGAAAAUGAAUAA